UCUCUCUCUCUCUCUCUCUCUCUCUCUUCCAUGGCCAAACACAUAGUAAUGUUCCCAUACAUGGCCCAAGGCCAUCUCAUCCCUUUCGUAGCAUUGGCCAAGCUCAUCGAGCAACGAACGGCACACACCAUCACCAUCGUCACCACUCCACUCAACAUCCCAACCGUCGAAUCCUCCCUCCCUCCUAACACCUCCAUCCGCCUCUCUUCCCUUCCCUUCAACAGCUCCGAACACGGCCUCCCUCCCAACUCAGAAAACACAAACACCUUACCGUUCACUUUCAUUCUCAAACUCUUCGAAGCCUCCCAAACCCUCCAACCCUCCUUCGAAAGCUUCAUCUCCGACCUAUCCCAAACCGAAGGCCUGCCUCUCUGCAUCAUCGCUGACGUCUUCUUCGGAUGGACGGUCGAGAUCGCUCAGCGCCUCGGCAUCUACCACACCGUCUUCUCCACAUGCGGAGGCUACGGUACUGCCGCCUACUUCCCUCUCUGGCUGCACCUCCCGCAUACGAAGGCCGACUCGGACGAGUUCACUCUUCCCGGUUGGCCCGACACGAUCCGACUGCAUCGGAGUCAGAUGUCGUGGUAUAUGAGAGCUGCGGACGGCUGUGAUCCGUGGUCGGUGUUUUUCCGACGGCAGUUAUCGUUUUCUUUGAGAUCAGAUGGAAUGCUUUGUAAUUCAGUGGAGGAAAUGGAAGUCAAGGGGCUGGAUUUGCUGAGGAGAUUUACCGGGCUUCCGGUGUGGAGCGUCGGACCUUUGCUCCCUCCAUCUCUCCUUAAUCCAUCGUCUUCCUCGACUUCCUCUCAUGCAAGUACAGGAAAAGAACCCGGCAUUUCCACCGACCGCUGCGUCGAGUGGUUAAAUCUCCGCCGUCCAUCUUCCGUUCUUUACAUCUGUUUCGGGUCCCAGAACACCAUCUCCGCGCCACAGAUGAUAGAGCUGGCGAUGGGAUUGGAAGCGAGCGGCCAGGAUUUCAUUUGGGUCAUCAGGCCGCCGUUGGGGUUCGACAUAAACCGCGAGUUCAGAUCGGAAUGGCUACCGGAGGGGUUCGAGGAUCGGAUCACGAAGAGUAAGCAGGGGAUUUUGGUGCGUAGGUGGGCCCCGCAGGUGGAGAUACUGGCGCAUGUGUCGACGGGAGCUUUUCUCAGCCACUGCGGGUGGAAUUCGGUGCUGGAGAGCUUGAGCCAGGGCGUGCCGAUGAUCGGAUGGCCGUUGGCUUCGGAGCAGUUCUACAACUCGAAGAUGAUGGAGGAGGAGAUGGGCGUUUGUGUGGAGAUCGCGAGGGGGGGUGGUAUGGAUAUCGAGAGGGAGAAUGUGAAGCGUCUGAUCGAGAUGGUGAUGUGUGGGACAGAGGGAGAGGAGAUGAGGAGGAAGGCUUUGGAAUUUAGGGAGAUUAUAAGAGCGGCCAUGAGAGAAGAGGAGAUGGAAGGAGGAAGGAAAGGAUCUUCCAUUGCAGCCAUUGAUGAUUUCAUUGCGACAGCGACUGCGACAGCGAAGAAAUGUUGUGGGGGUGAGAAUGACUGAGAUAAGAAGCGAGUUGAUCUGAGGGGUAAAAAAAAAAAAAAAGAGGGAAUUUUCCCGUAAGCUGCCUCUGUUUCAGUUUCCGGAUUAAAAAACCUAUCAUUUAAAACCAUUUCUCUGGAACAGCAUACUGUUUUUAUAGAGAGAUCUUGAGCAUCAUGGCAUGGUUAAAUUGAAGUUUCAAAUAUACUGAGGGUAGUAAUCUAACAAGUUUUGAAAAGUUUUUCCGAUAAAAUUGUUAUUAUUGUUGAUCAGUAGUAAUACGGUUUUUUAGUGAAGAAAAAGUUAUGUCAUAUUAAAUCCCAAUAAAGUUAUGUGGAUAGAAGUUGUUAUUGGGCUUAUUGAAAUUUAAAUUCAAUUCA
This is a messenger RNA of Magnolia sinica, 1883 nucleotides long. RefSeq names its product crocetin glucosyltransferase 3-like. The coding region runs from base 31 to 1524 and encodes 497 amino acids. The transcript has a single exon. Lineage: Eukaryota; Viridiplantae; Streptophyta; Magnoliopsida; Magnoliales; Magnoliaceae. The record is from RefSeq and is a predicted model, not a curated record. Gene Ontology annotation, molecular function: UDP-glycosyltransferase activity.